AUGACGCCCAUGGCCACGGGAAUCGCUCGCAAAAGAAGAACACUUGCCACAAACGGAAGUAGUUUCCUGUCUCUGGUUAAACGCAAGAAGGCAAAUCUACGCGAACGGAACCGCAUGCACGGACUGAACGAUGCGCUCGAUCGGUUACGGAUGUGCGUUCCUCUUCCGGUGAGUUUACUAUCGCCCGCCAUAGUCCAUCAACCUUGCGAUGGAUCAGAACCAACGGCAUCUGUUCCUGUUCCAACAUCGGCGCAAAAGCUUUCCAAAAUCGACACACUUCGAUUGGCGCAAAACUACAUUUUCACUCUCCUGGAAGUCCUGCACAGUGGACGCCGUUUUACGUACGAUCGUCUAGUGGCGGUUCUGGCGUCUCGGUUGAGUCAGGGAACGGUCAAUUUACUGCGCACGAAACUGACCUUCGACCGUGAACUGCGCAACGGUUUGCUGCUUGAAGACAGCCUCGACGGAACGGCCUUCGUGGAAAGCUCUGCGACAGAAGCUCGUAGCGCCGUGCUGUGUAGUUUGUGUUCCGGCGGCACCAGCAGUUGGCUAAACGCUUCCGAACAGCAGCAGCAGCAGCUGCAACUGUUACGGCCACGAUCUGUAGGACAGUGGAAUUCGAACUACGGAUGCGCGUACUGCCGUUACGAGUACGGCGAAGACGACACUUCCUAUCACUGUUCCACGGCCGGCGAGCUGUGCGAAUACUAA
This is a messenger RNA of Anopheles cruzii, 711 nucleotides long. RefSeq lists its product as uncharacterized. The transcript has a single exon. The coding region runs from base 1 to 711 and encodes 236 amino acids. Gene Ontology annotation, molecular function: protein dimerization activity. The record is from RefSeq and is a predicted model, not a curated record. Lineage: Eukaryota; Metazoa; Arthropoda; Insecta; Diptera; Culicidae.